CUUCCUCUCUGCGCGCGGCGCUUCCGGUCUUUCUUUCCCUCCGGUGCGGUCUCAGUACAGUCGCACAUGUCCAUCUGCCCCGCAACAUCUGGAAUGCCGUCUAAGAUCCUGCCCGCCGCCGACCGGAGCGCUGUGCCGGAGGAGCUGGAGAGCGGCCCGCCGCUGCUGAAGAAAAAGAAAAAGAAAAUGAAAGAACCGAAACAGGUGGCAGAUGAGUGUGAUCCACCGACUCCCAAGAAGAGAAAGGCUGAGAAGAUGCCCACCGAAUCCACAGACACGAACGGAAACACGGACACAAUCCAGAUCAAGCUGAAGAAGAAGAAGAAGAAGGCAAAUGUGGAGGACGUGAUGGGCAACGGAGAGCCUGAUAAAGCAUGUGUGUCAGCUGUAGAUACGCCUGGACCGUCCAGCGAGGACUCAGACAGCGAGCGCGAGAAAGAAACCCCGGAGCAGAAAGAAGGAGCCUUCUCCAACUUCCGGAUCUCGCAGAACACCAUCACACUGCUGCGGGCCCGUGGUGUUUCGUAUCUCUUCGACAUCCAAGUGAAGACCUUUAACUCGGUGUAUGAUGGGAAGGAUGUCAUUGGCCAGGCGAGGACCGGCACGGGGAAGACCUUCUCGUUCGCUGUCCCUCUGGUGGAGAAGCUGCAGUCCGCAGCGGAGGACAGGAGAAGAGGCCGGGCCCCGAAGGUGCUGGUUCUGACGCCGACUCGUGAGCUCGCCAUUCAGGUGGCCAAAGACUUCAAAGACGUCACCAGGAGACUCUCUGUUACGUGCUUCUACGGAGGAAGCUCAUACAACCCACAACUGGAAGCGAUCCGCAAUGGCAUCGACGUACUGGUGGGCACGCCGGGUCGAAUCCGAGACCAUCUGCAGAAUAACAAGCUGGAUCUGUCUCAGCUGAAGCACGUGGUGCUGGACGAGGUGGACCAGAUGCUGGACAUGGGCUUCGCCGAGCAGGUGGAGGAGAUCCUCUCUCUGUCCUAUAAGAAAGAUGCAGAGGAGAAGCCGCAGACGCUGCUGUUCUCAGCGACGUGUCCCUCCUGGGUUUACGACGUGGCCAAGAAAUACAUGCGCUCUCAGUUCAUCCAUGUGGAUCUCAUCGGGAAGAAGACCCAGAAAGCCGCCACCACAGUCGAGCACCUGGCGAUCGCGUGUCACUGGUCUCAGCGGGCGUCUGUCAUCGGCGACGUCGUUCAGGUGUACAGCGGCAGCCACGGCCGGACCAUCGUCUUCUGCGAGACCAAGAGAGACGCCACUGAGCUCUCCAUGAACACAUCCAUCAAACAGAGCGCGCAGUCGCUGCAUGGAGACAUCCCUCAGAAGCAGAGAGAGAUCACGCUCAAGGGCUUCAGGAGCGGCACGUUCGAGGUGCUGGUGGCCACUAACGUAGCGGCCCGCGGCCUGGACAUCCCCGAGGUGGACCUGGUCAUUCAGUGCGCUCCUCCAAACGAUGUGGAAUCAUAUAUCCAUCGGUCUGGACGGACCGGCAGAGCUGGAAGAACAGGCAUCUGCAUCUGUUUCUACCAGCGCAAGGAGGAGAGCCAGCUCAAGUUUGUGGAGCAGAAAGCGGGAAUCACCUUCAAACGGGUCGGGGUCCCGACGGCCAACGACAUCAUCCAGUCCUCCAGUAAAGACGCCGUGAGGUUUCUGGACUCGGUCCCGGCCGUGGCGGUGGGGUAUUUCCGCGAGGCGGCGCGUGAACUGAUCGAGCAGCGCGGGGCGGAGGAGGCACUGGCGGCAGCCCUCGCUCACAUAUCAGGAGCCACCAGCCUGGAGCAGAGGUCCCUCAUCAGCUCCGAUGCCGGGUUCUCCACCAUGAUACUGAACUGCUCUCAAGAAAUGCACAACAUCGGCUUCGCCUGGCGCGGCCUGAAGGAGCAGCUCGGGGAAGGAAUCGAUGAGCACAUCAAACGCAUGACCUUCCUCAAGGGCAGGACGGGUGUGUGUUUCGACGUCCCAGCCAGCAAAGUGAAAGAGAUGCAGGACAGAUGGCAGGACGGCGGGCGCUGGCAGCUGAGGCUUGACAAAGCAUUAGCUGGAGCUGAAAUGAGUUCAUGGCGUUGUCAACGGGAUCGUUCACCCAAAAAGAACAAUUCUGCUAAAGCAAUAAGCCCCGAGAAACAGCUGCUCCUGCUGACAGCAAGGCCGCUCAAGAUGCUUUAUUAG
Sinocyclocheilus grahami is the source of this 2169-nucleotide messenger RNA. RefSeq names its product DEAD (Asp-Glu-Ala-Asp) box helicase 21 (gene ddx21). The record is from RefSeq and is a predicted model, not a curated record. Gene Ontology annotation, molecular function: RNA binding; RNA helicase activity; ATP binding. Bases 67 to 2169 code for a protein of 700 amino acids. Gene Ontology annotation, cellular component: cytosol. NCBI's taxonomy places the organism in Eukaryota, Metazoa, Chordata, Actinopteri, Cypriniformes, Cyprinidae. The transcript has 17 exons.